CGUCUCAAGUACAAGUUCCACUUCAAUCACUGUCGAUCAAAUUAAACACCUACUACUUAAUUACCUUCAAUAUCAAAAAGUGAUCAUAUCAUGGGUAUUCGUUUGCUAUCUAUGAUUUCCGGUGUCAAGCAAUUCAACAAAUUGCACUCUAUUCUUACAAGGAAUCAAAUUUCAGAUGUUCCAAAAGGACAUUUUGCAGUUUAUGUGGGAGAAACAGAGAAGAAGCGAUACGUGGUUCCUAUUGCAUACUUAAAUCAGCCUUCGUUCCAAGAAUUGCUACGAAAAUCAGAGGAAGAAUUCGGGUUUCAUCAUCCGAUGGGUGGCCUCACAAUUCCCUGUAACGAGGAUGCUUUUUUUCAUGUCACUUCUCGAUUGAACCGGGCUUAAGUGAUUCUUCUUUUAAUUUUCUAUAAGUAUAAUAUUUUUUCCUCUUGCCAUGCAAGAGCUGUAAAUUUAUGGGCAAAGCCUUUCCACUGUCUCAUACUGUUGAGAGAAAUACUGGAAAGGAAAACAUACAAUCAAAUUUAUACCAUUCUUCAUUAUUGUCGUCAGAAAAGAUUUGAGUUUUAUAAGACUACCUUA
Molecule: messenger RNA, 582 nt
Organism: Lycium ferocissimum
Lineage: Eukaryota; Viridiplantae; Streptophyta; Magnoliopsida; Solanales; Solanaceae
Product: auxin-responsive protein SAUR21-like
Exons: 1
Coding region: 91-387 (98 amino acids)
Biological process (GO): response to auxin
Source: RefSeq, a predicted model, not a curated record